GAAGGAACCGGCGCGGGGGAGGGGAAACAAAUGGCAAAGAACGACCGUUGGUGUGGAAUCGGUUCGAAUCAGUUCUGGAGCAAGGGUCCUUUCGUAAACGGACAGUUGUUGAUUCGCUCCGGCACGGUACGGUUUUGUUGUAACAGUUCUCUUCCGUUGUUUUUGUUUGUUUGCCGAGCGAAGAUAUGCGUGCGUGAUCGUGAAAUCGUGCGCAUAGUGUCAAUAGGAAGAAGGUUGAGUGACAAAGUUUUCUACUGUGAGUGGUUGGUUGAUUUUUUGUUUCGUAUGGUUUAAUAAAAUUCGGUGCGAUUUGGAAAGUAGCAAUCGCAUCUAAAUGUGCAAGUGCAAAAAGUACGACAUUUUGAAAGGAAUUCUGUCGGCUUUAACAAUUGAUCAAUAAAGCGAAGAAGGAAUACAGGUUGUGUGAGAAACGAUCGGUUUUACAGAAAAGGGAAAAAAACAACAGUGACAGUAUGUAGUUAGUGUAACCGACAGCAUGAGUACACCUGUUACGCCAUCGCUGUCGUACACAUCAGGCAAAGCCAGAACGCAAACGUGAUGCGGUGCCGGGCAUGGUUCAGCGGAAAGACAUGCCGUGAUGGCACGACAGGAAUGGUACCUUUUGCGUCUAAUGGCAGUAAACGAGCCCUGACUCGAUUUCGUACGAUGUUAAAUACCAGGACGCUAGUGAAUGCGCACUCGUCCCCUGCAUGGUCGAGGAACUUUCCAUUGCCAUCAAUGGCAAAUGGAAUGAAUUAUUUGUUAUUGGACAGAAUUGAAUGUGAUGCACAUGUUUUUUGUUUGGUUCGUUCUUUACUGUCGGAAUGUGCGCAAUACGUUAAAAACGAGAUGUAAAAACGUUAUGGAAGACGCGUAAAUAGUAGCAACUAUCGUCCAAGAAAUUAGGUCAAUGUGUUUGUCUAAGUCAAUAUCUGUAGGACAUUCUUGAAAACUAGCAAACAGUAGCAAUGUCCACAAGUAGUCCAGUGCUUUGGUUGUUCAACUGAGGGGAGUGAAAACCAUGUGACAAUCCACUUGAGUUCAUGCCGUGUUUUAUCAACAGCGUUAUCAUGAAGUUAAUGCGUGUGCAAUUCUUCCCACUUCAGAGUCAACAACCUCACACGGUGGUGUCGGUCGGUUCUUCUCCAUUGUUGGAAUGUGAUCAAUCUCACCAAGCAAACCGUUGUCACUUUUCCUUUCACGCGCCCUACCCACAUCUCUAACGGGUGAUCGGGUCAAUUGAUCGGUUCCACGUUGCUUCCGCUUGGCCAUGGCCGACAUCCUUGACACUGAGCAGCAUAAGCGCGGACACUCGGUUGUGUAACCUCGACACAAAACCACACCAAAACAAAAAAACGCACGAUGUGACAGAAAAAGCUCACGGUGCUCGCAAUAGAAUUCCACACCUCGGGUGUUGGUGGUUGGUUGAGGAAGUUCUUUCCGCAGGUCCAUUUUCCGCCCAGAUGUGCGGACUGUUUUGUGCAAUGGCUAACGCGAUUUGUUCCUAGUUUGUUCCGGUUUUUAACCUUCACACAAUGCCACGCUGGGCUUUGGUUUGGUUGUGUUGGUGCUCUGGAUGGUGUCCCACCGUGGAGAAGGUGACAUCGUUCCGUUCCGAUGCUUCCUUACGUACCCACGGUCAAGGCCGUUCCGGAGUUGGUUCAAAUUGGCAACAAGCAUCGGCCCACCGACACCGACAGAACGAAAAAAACGAUCGCACAGAAAACGCUGCUUGGGGCCGCUUAAGUGCGGCUUUGUACUCAAUAAGGCUGAUCACCAAAUUCAACGAUCCAACCAGCCAUAGAACCGUGCGGUUGGUAAUUGGGAAGGAAACUAAACUGAAAAUGCAGAACCGCGACGAAUAUCGGCACUGGGGUAGAGGGUUGGUAAUCGGAUCGGCUAGGAAGUAAUCGAAGCAAUAAAAAUAAUCAAUUGGCAGUGGUGUGUAGUUCUACGCUUUACCAACACUAGUGAUUUCAAAAGAAGCUAUUUUAGUCUUCGUUUUGUUGUCGAUUGAAGCAGUUUAAAGUUAAUGAAAGGCGUUUUUUUUAAAGGAGAUUUAGUGAUUUUUUGUUGUGAAGUAAAUACAACGAUCAUGAUAGGGAUUUUGUCCGACAAUUCUUGACAUUGACUCCCCAUGUGACAGAUGACAGCGUAGUAAAAGCGCUCACUAGUGUACGAUAAGAGAAAAACCAAAACACCCCCAAACGUCUUAUGACCUGCUGGACAUAAAGGGAUCGUCGAUGUUGAAGAGAAUGGUAAUCAGCGCGCGUAUUUAGUGCGCAAAUACUGUUUCUCCUUCCGAGCGUAACCGAACAAGAUGGUCACGCCAAUCAAACGUACGGUGUGUGUAACGGCGAUAAAUUGGUUCCGCAGAAAUGAUACCGCCGAAGAGUGGCAUCGACAACGGUGAUAAGCAAUCAAUUGGCUAGACAACGAAUGCACAACGUUACCGAUACGAUACGGGUUUACGACGUCAAUGGUGACAAGAUGAACGCUCACGUGGGCUCUCCUCCAUUUGAGUGGAAGUCAAAAGAAAAAAAAAUAAUCGAAAACACCAUUAGUGAUAAACCCUGGUGGUGGAUAUGGUUUAAUUUGUUUUGUUUUUAAGAAAGUUAGUGAUGCAAUGUGGUGAAAAGAAAAGUUGUUGAUAUGUUGAGCAAAGAAAAAACGUGAAUUGAAAAGAUGUCUUCGGGAUGAGGUACAAUAGUGAUACAUCUAAAGAUUAAUAGAAAAAAAUUGAGAGUUAUUUUGGCAAGCAUACAAACUUCAAUAUAUUGUACCCUCAAGUGUCUAUAAUCGAUUAAUAAUUUCGGGACCAUUGGUAAUUCGUACCUCCAGCAAACUCCAUAUGCUUCGAAGAUAAAGCAUCAAAUUUAUCGUUAUCAGAAAUCGAUUAUGUGCAACCUGCUAUUUUAAUGCUUUUAGUGCAAAUGCAACAUUACUGACGACCGGUUUGGAGUUGUUGGAGCUUCAAGCUCUAAAUUUUAUGAAAUUUUAAAGGUUAAAUUUUCUUGUGAUUUCGUAAACCCCAGGUUCAGGUUCAGUGCCCAGUGUAUGGAUGAAAGUGCUAUAAUUUAUGCCAUAAUAAUAUCGCAGUGCGAGUAACGAAUUACCAUUAGCGUAAGCGUAAGACAUGAUUGAUUUACCAUGUUGAAAGACAAUCAGUGUCAUCAGUGUACGAACCAACGUCGUUAGUGCACCCUCCCCCGCCCCGGGGUUGGUCAUCCCAGCCGGUCUGCCUUGCGGAAGUAGAAACAGACGGUUUUUUUUUUCGCUCGAAGGCCAAUCUCGCCAACCUCACGAUGACGAUCCUUGGCGAACCGUCUGCCGGUGUGGUGCAUCAGCAGCAGCAACAGCAGUUACUAUCACUACAUCAGCAGCUUCGGUCAUCGGCCGCACACAACGGAACUUAUGCCGAACUGUUAACAGCCGCUGGAGAAGGGAGUGACGUAGACAAUGGCAAUAUACAGGAUUUACUCAACGAUACAGAUUCCGAGCUUUCUUCUCUAUCCCAUCUUGAUGCUCCCAACGAUGUGCUGUAUAUGAUAUGUGGAGUCGUCAUCGCCAUGGUCCUCGUGGGCCUCAUCAUAGUUUUAGUUGCAGUUACAAUCAGUAAGCUGAGAAAGCGGGAAGAGUCAUCGACGGUAAGCCCGGUGACGGCGAACAACGUGGAGGCGGCAACACACCACCAUCAUCAUCACCCAUUCAGUAACCAUCAGCUGCAUCACAACGGAACCAGCCAUCCUCAGCAGCAGCAAAACCAUAGUAGCAGUAAUCACCACCACAACCAGCAGAAUGGCGGCAGCAGUCCGGAAACAGGCUACUCCGUACCAACGCCGAUAGCCUUCCGACAGAGUCCGUCUACUGUCUGGGUCUUUCCACCGUUACCACCGCAACCGAACAUCUACAACGCCAGUAGUCAGGACGCGUUAGUACAUAACGAGAAGACCGGCUUCAAGGGACUGAAACGUCAGCUGUCCGGUCGGUUCAAGCGUUUGGUAUCGCGGAAAGCGCACGAACCUGCCCCAGUCAUACCGCCCGAGCUGAAACCACAGCUCAAGACGAUCUACGUGUAUUAAUCAUAAUGAUUUCCAAACGGUUAGAAGCUAAGCAUCGGCGUAGGUCGCGCGGUGCACAAAGUGUAUGCUAAGCUAGCCAGAACGUGAACAGGGGAGACCGCCCUACGUACUGUCUGGUGACACAAGGGCGAAACCUUAGAUAGUUCUGCAAGCUAACGCUAUAGCUAGAUUUCCAUUCCUACUGGGUGUGUGUGGCGAAGGUGCGUAUGCUAGAACUGUUUCGUUAAUGUUCUACGCAAGAAGAAAACGUUACUCUUCAACACACACACACACACACGUUCGCACACGAGUCAGUUAUGCUCCUCAUCACCACCUAUCGAGAGUAUUCGAAAACGAUACGAAAUGUAUCGGCGGAAGAGGCGCUAGUAGGGCUUAACGUAAUUUAAUUUAUUAUCUUUUUUCCUGGUGCACAAACGCCUCCAACACACUGUUACUACCCCGCCCAAAACAUCCCAACACCACGCAAAACAAAAAAAAAACAGGACAGAAGUGAAUUUAUUCACUAUAACAAAAAAAAACUCAAAUCUUUUUUAGUACACACGACAGAGCCAUUCCUGGCAUAGGAAUUAAAGCACACUAACCACCAACAAAGCGAAGGAACUAGUUGGGGAAGGCAAAAAAAUGAAAAGGGAUUUGUAGGUGCGUGCGAAUUUCGCGUUGAGGUGCAGUUGCAGUUGUGCAGCGUGAAAUUUAAACUAUCUUUAUUUGUGAUUGUUUUUUUUUCUUCUCGGUGCUAAACGAAAGUUUUAUGUUUUUUUCCCCCCUAAUUAAUAUACUUAAGUUUCCAUUCCAAACCCACCCCCCCGUCCUGUGAUCGACACAGUUUGUCCAAAAAACGUAUAACAGAAGUAGUAGUUGGCAUACAUUUUUAACGAAGCAAACUAAAGUAAACGCGUAUUAGUAUUUGUGGUGAUUUUGUUUUUUAGUACAUGCGGCCAACUGCAGCAACGCCCUGAUGUUUAGAACAUUCCAGCCCUAGAAUCUACGCACUUUUCUGUUUUUCAAACCACUACCCAUAUCAAAGGCACGUCGAUCCGAUUUUGUUUUUAGUACAUCUGAAGUUCUCCUGAAUCCUUAUUUUAUCCAAAAUUGGUAACAAAUGUAAUUAAUAUUACGAAUAUUAGUAAACAUUAGAAGAGAAGACUGACACGGCAAAAAAAUAGCAAGCACAAUGAUAAGUACAUCCAAACACACACACACACUCACAGAAACACCGACAACCAUCCAAUGUUCCCGAAUUGUGAAAGCCGACCAACUUUUCCCCAAAAGGUGUGUGUAGUGUGGAUUCGGAAGGAUCUUUCACACUAUCGGAGCGAUGUGCAAUGGCGAAGGAAUGGAAGAUAGGGUUUAGUAGUUAGACAAAGUUAAACAAAGACAGACAAAGGAGAGUAAAAAGAAAAGAAACAAAAACAGGCUAGCAAAACUCACACAGAAAAAAAAGAAAUAGUAUUAGUAUGUACAAUUUAUUCCGGAUUUAGAAGAAGCAUGUAGACUAUAUUGGACGACCAAUGCCUAACCUUCACUGUGCUAUGCGUUUUAAUGAUAUGUGUUGGCGUGGGCCAAAACCAACCACCGCAAAGCCUUUGUCUUUGGGGUGGUGCUGGGGAAGGUUUACUUAGUGCCCGCGUUGGCUGACGAUUCGAUAAGGAAGAAUGUAAAGGAGAAGGAUUCGCGAAUGUUGAUGCCACGGACGCAUAUACGCACACGGACACAGAGACAAGGGGAUCGGAGUUUAUAUUUCUUUUAAUUGGACGCGUUGACGGUUGCAUUAUUAGUGCUGAUUCCUUCGAAUCUCUAGAAAUGUAAUGACAGUUACGAAAAGAUCCUUGCUGUUUGCAUAAGCGAAUAAUUUAUGCGUGUCCGUGUGCGGUUGUGCGCAUUUUAGGGAAUCUGGCCCCGGUUUCAUUUUGCUAUUUUGUUUUAAAUCUUAGGACAGUGCUAUUGUAAAAGUAGAAACGUGAGAGAGAGAGA
Anopheles funestus (African malaria mosquito) is the source of this 6053-nucleotide messenger RNA. RefSeq names its product box A-binding factor. Bases 3306 to 4082 code for a protein of 258 amino acids. The record is from RefSeq and is a predicted model, not a curated record. Lineage: Eukaryota; Metazoa; Arthropoda; Insecta; Diptera; Culicidae. The transcript has 6 exons.